This is a messenger RNA of Equus quagga, 1071 nucleotides long. RefSeq names its product histidine triad nucleotide binding protein 2 (gene HINT2). Gene Ontology annotation, cellular component: cytoplasm; mitochondrion. The record is from RefSeq and is a predicted model, not a curated record. Gene Ontology annotation, molecular function: hydrolase activity. NCBI's taxonomy places the organism in Eukaryota, Metazoa, Chordata, Mammalia, Perissodactyla, Equidae. The coding region runs from base 550 to 978 and encodes 142 amino acids. The transcript has 5 exons.
GGGCGCCGCGCUCCCCCGGCUCCCGGGCGGGGACGCUGGCCUUCCCGAGGCGCGAGCUCCGGGCUCGCGGGGCGGCGGGCCGGCGUCGCGGCGGCGCCUCCGAAGCCGUGCUGCGCGGGCAGCGAGCCGGCGGGCAGGGCUGCGCGGCCCUCGGGGCUCCGGGAGCUGUCUCCCCUCGGCGCCCGGCGCGCCGCCCUCGGGCCCCUGGCCUUCCGCCGAGCGCUCGUGUUCGCCCCUCACCUUCCCCACCUGCCAGAGCGACUCGAGGGGUCGUCUCGUCCUUUUCUCCCACAGUGUCGCAGCCCUGAGUCCAGGCUUCCCUGAGCCUCUGGGAACCCGGGACGUCCCUGCCCUCAGUCCCCCGGGGCCGGGCUUGCCGAGUUCACUUAACUGAACUCUCACCUCCGCCGAUCCUCGGGACUGCAGUUAAAAUUCAUAGGAAGAAGUCAAGUGCGACACCCAGACGCCCUCGUGUCAAACAGGGCAAUGGUAUUAAAACCUGAAUAAAACAAGUAACCCAGCUUAAAGAUCAGAAAACAAGGGAAAUACAUGGAAACUUUUAACAAGGUCCGAGGGGCUGCAGGCGUGACUGAUGGGAACGAAGUGGCCAAGGCUCAGCAGGCAGCUCCCCGGGGAGCAGCCCCCACCAUCUUCUCUCGGAUCCUGGAUGGAAGCCUCCCAGCUGACAUUCUGUAUGAGGACCAGCAGUGUCUCGUAUUCCGUGACGUGGCCCCUCAGGCUCCUGUGCACUUCCUGGUCAUUCCUAAGAAGCCCAUUCCUCGGAUUAGCCAGGCUGAAGAAGGAGACCAGCAGCUUCUAGGACACCUUCUCCUUGUGGCCAAGGAGACAGCAAAGGCUGAGGGGCUGGGAGAUGGAUACCGACUUGUGAUCAACGAUGGGAAGCUGGGUGCACAGUCUGUCUAUCACCUGCACAUUCACGUGCUUGGGGGCCGACAGCUCCAGUGGCCUCCAGGUUGAAGCUACCAACUGACAAAGGACCACAGACCCGGAUGCAUGGAUGGGAUGGGAAAAAAGGUAUCCUAUGAUGCUAAUAAACUUGCUCUCUCUCAA